Molecule: messenger RNA, 530 nt
Organism: Nothobranchius furzeri (turquoise killifish)
Lineage: Eukaryota; Metazoa; Chordata; Actinopteri; Cyprinodontiformes; Nothobranchiidae
Gene: sec61g
Product: SEC61 translocon subunit gamma
Biological process (GO): post-translational protein targeting to membrane, translocation; protein targeting
Cellular component (GO): membrane; Ssh1 translocon complex
Molecular function (GO): transmembrane protein transporter activity
Source: RefSeq, a predicted model, not a curated record
AAAAAGAAAACAAAGAGAACCGGAUAGACACUUCACGCAUGCGCCGUUUAAGUCUACGUCAGCUCUUUGCAUUUCUUCCGAGGUAAAGCUACGUGGCUGUUUACUCGUUCUUCUGUCUUCUCACCAGGCGCUUCAUCGAAAAUAGCCCUAAAGUCAUCAUGGAUCAAGUCAUGCAGUUUGUUGAGCCCAGCCGGCAGUUUGUGAAAGACUCCAUCAGACUCGUCAAGAGAUGCACAAAACCCGACAGAAAAGAGUUUCAGAAGAUAGCCAUGGCCACAGCGAUCGGGUUUGCUAUCAUGGGAUUCAUCGGCUUCUUUGUCAAGCUCAUCCACAUCCCAAUCAACAACAUCAUUGUUGGUGGUUAAAUCCGGAUCAAGCAAAAUGGGAAAAAUAUGGAUCUCUGGAGACAUGGUGGCUUCAUAGUGUUAUCGUACCGAUGUGAUGAAAAAAAGAAACAAAGAACAGCAUUUUUUACAUUCUGUUCUCAACAUUUAUAUUUCUCUGUAAAUAAAAUGAGUGAAAGCCAGAAA